AUGAGGCUGAACUUCAGCGAGCCACCAACCCCGACGCUGAGUCGUCAAAACACCACUGUAUUCGGCCAUCACCAACGGCGCGGCACCCAUCCUCACCGAUUGUCCUCGCGCGCAAAGCCUAGACGAUGGCCACUUGUAUUCCGAUUCAUCAAAGGAGCAAUCCACGGGGCAAUUCUAUUCCCCGUAUUCCUCCAUGCAGUAUUCACUGCCUUGAUCGUGUACCUGGACACCUACGUCUUCGACACAGUCGGUCUACCCAGCACGAUCAUCCCCUCCUUAUCCAUAGUCGUAGGCCUAAUGCUCGUGUUCCGCAACCAAACAUCCUACAACCGCUUCUGGGACGGCCGCAACGGAAUGAACGCACUAAACACCUGCGUGCGAAAUCUAGUCCGCACAAUCGCAACAAACAGCUACAACUCCAAGCGCGGGCCGCCAACAGCCUCAGAGCGCGAAGACAUCGAGCGCACAAUCCGCAUCCUCAUGGCUAUCCCCUAUGCCGUGAAGAACCAUCUCCGCGCCGAGUGGGGAGCUGCGUGGGUGUUUGGUAGUUCUAUUGUUGAUGAUUUGAAUCAUCAUGGUGGUGGAACGCUUUAUAACCCCGAAUACGCGAACCUGUUACCGGCUGGUUUGGAGGGGCAUGAAGAUGAGGGUCUUGGGCUGCCGUUUCAGCUGACCUUUUUUAUUGAUGGGUUUAUUAAGCGGGGGGAGGAGCGUGGCUGGUUUCCUGCCCCUGGAGCUAGUCAGAUGCAGGCACAGUUGAAUACUUUGACUGAUGCUUAUGGGCGGAUGGAGACUAUUAAGUUGACGCCGAUUCCGGUGGCUCAUUUGAUUCAUCAAAAGCAGGUUCUUGCGCUAUUUGGCUGUGUUUUGCCAUUUGCUAUGGUUGAUGAGAUGGGAUGGUGGGCGAUUCCCAUUGUCAGUCUGGUUAUUUUCACGCUCUAUGGUAUUGAGGGGAUUGGUUCUCAGUUGGAGGAUCCCUUUGGUUAUGACCGGAACGAUAUCAAGAUGGAUGCCCUUGCUGGUGACUCUAAGACUGAGAUUGAUGUUGUUUUGUCGGAGUGGCGGACUCAUUCAAAGGCCAUGGAUGCUUUGAGACAUCAACCUGCUGGUGCUUAUCAUGGUGAUCUGUGUUUGACGCCGAAUCGGAAUGAUGGUGCUAAUGCAGAUGGGGAUGAUAAGUAUAUGCCACCGGACUUGUUUUUGAGGUUGAGGCCUAGCACUGGAAGGUGA
This is a messenger RNA of Penicillium antarcticum, 1230 nucleotides long. Its product is annotated as bestrophin family protein. The transcript has 4 exons. Lineage: Eukaryota; Fungi; Ascomycota; Eurotiomycetes; Eurotiales; Aspergillaceae. The record is from RefSeq and is a predicted model, not a curated record. Gene Ontology annotation, molecular function: chloride channel activity. Bases 1 to 1230 code for a protein of 409 amino acids.